Prorocentrum cordatum is the source of this 4223-nucleotide messenger RNA. The record is from the annotation of a GenBank genome assembly. NCBI's taxonomy places the organism in Eukaryota, Dinophyceae, Prorocentrales, Prorocentraceae.
GCGCCGUCCGGGCCCGCGGCGGCGCGCAGGCCUGCCUCGGCGGGGGCGCUGCGGCCGAGCCGCAGCUUGGGCACCCGGCUCGCGGCGGCCACCGCGGCCGCGGCCCCGGCCCUCGACGGGGCAGCCGAGGAUCUCUAGAGGCUGAUGGCUGCCUCGUCCCAGCACCGGCACAAGGUGUCGUCGCUCCUGGCGUCCCAGAACCGCCUCCGCUGCGAGAACGCCGAGCUGCGCAGCCGCGACGAGGCCUGGCGCCGGGAGCCCGUGGGGCGCGGGGCGGCCAUGGCGAGGGCGGAGGCGGAGUUGAGGCGGCGGGAAGUGCAGAUCCAGGCGCUGCACGAGCACCUGGGCAGCCAGCACGCCCGCAAGGUCGUGGUGGAGGCGCUGAACGCCGGCCCCAAGCGCAUGCGCGCGACCACGCGCGAGGAGCUGCGAUGGCUGCUGGAGGACGGCCACGCGGAGCUGCGGACGCUCCGCGAGGAGCUCGCCCGGCUGGAGGCCGCCAGGGCCGCGGACGCCGCGGGCGCCGCGGGCGAGCCCGCCGCCGGCGCGGGCAGGGGCGCGCUCGGGCGGCCGAAGGAGAUAGCGGACCUCAAGCGGGAGGUGGAGUCCGCGAAGCAGCGGGUCGUGGAGCUGGAGCAGGUCCGCGAGGCCCACCGCGUGGACGUCCUGAGCCUGGAGCGCGCGCUGCGCGCUGGCCUCGCGCUCACCGAGCCCGAGCCCGAGGGGCCGGCGCUGCCCUGGGCCGGCGCAGCUUUGCUGGGCGGCGAGCCAGACGACGGGCUGCGCCAGCGGAUGCUGCGCCUGGACGGGGAGCUGUUGGAGCUCCAGAAGGCGAAGGUCGACCGCGAGCGCGAGGUCGUGCGCAGAGACGAGGCCUUGGCAGCGCUCGGCAGGGAGCUGGUGGCCGCGCAGGGCCGGGCGAGCGUCCAGCGCGAGCGGUGCGCCAAGGCCCAGCACGAGGAGGCCGUGGCCUUCCAGGCGGAGCUCAUGCGCGAGCGGAAGCGCCUGUUCGACGUCGAGAGGGAGAUCGGCAGCCUGAAGAGCAGGGCCAGCGCGCUGCGGGAGCAGCAGGGGGAAGCGGCGGAGGAGGCGGAGCGGAAGCUCAAGGAGCAGGAGGCCCGCGCCCCAGAGCGAGAGCAGAAGCGGAGGGACGAGGCGGAGGCGCAGCUCCGGGCGGAGGACAGGAGCCUCGACGCGGAGGGCAAGGCCGCGCUGGAGGCCGCGGCGCGCGCGGAGGAGCGGCUGCGCACGGCCCUGGAGGCGGCGCGCAGGGAGCUCGAGGAGGGCAAGGGCGAGGCCGAGGGCGCGGCGGCCCGCGCCGCCGGGGAGGAGGCCGAGGCUCGCCGGCGGAGGUCGGCGGCCGAGGGGCUGCGCGAGGAGAACGCGCAGGAGCGGCGGGCGCAGGACGAGCUGCGGGAGGUCUCGGCCGCGCUGCGGGAGCAGGAGGCCCUGCUGCGCGGCGGGGUGCUGGGCGUGCAGGUGGCCGACCGCGCCACGCCGUUGGAGAUCCUGGCGGAGGCGGCGGCGGAGCGGGAGCAGGCCGAGCGGCGGGCCGCGCAGGCGGCGGAGGAGCUGCGCCAGGCGCGGGCCGACGUGGGGGCCUUGAGGGAGGCGGCCGAGAUCAGGGAGGCGGCCGCGGGGGAGAGGAGGGCGAUGCACGAGGAGAUCCGCAGGGUCCGGAGGCAGCGGAGGGAGGCCGGCAGGAAGUUGCAGCGCGACGCCGUCGUCCAGGACGCCGUGGCGGAGCGAGAGGCGGUGGCGCGGGAGGCCGCAAGGGUCCGCUCCCACAUCGAGAGGCUGGAUCGCGGCGAAGACGUGCAGCGCUUUGGUGCCGUCGAUGCUGCUGCGGAGCCACCGGGCGACCAGGCGCAGGGCGGCGGCGGCGUGACCGAGGCCGACGAGUCGGAGGAGCUGCAGGCUCUGCGCCGAAGGGCCGAGCAGCUCGAGCUGGACUGCUCGCGACUGCGUGUGCGCUGCUCCGCGCUGGACUCGAGGCAGAGGGCCGCGGUGGAGCUCCAGGGCUCGCUGGCGGGCAAGCGCGGCCUGCGUCGCGUCUGCUUGAAGUGGCUGCUGCAGCAGCUGGGCCGCCCGCUGGAGGCAGAUGGGGACGAGCAGUACCAGAGCCACCUGCCCGCCCCUCUCCUGGCAGAGACGAGCCAUGGCCCCAGCAGCGCCGCGCUCCUGCCCGCGCCGGCGGAACCGGACCACGGCGCGGCCGACCAGGAAGGCCGAGGCCUUUUAGAGGGUCCGCCCGUGCCAGCAGAGACGGACCAGGGCGCCGACGACCUGUGCGGCGCAGGCUCCUUGGAGGGCUUGCAGGUCGCGCAGGCAGGGACAACCCACGGAGCCGCCGAACUGCUGGAGGAAGCGCUGAGACCUGCAGCGACGGACCAAGGCGCCGCCGACCCAGACGGCCCAGGCUCCGAGGGCCUUCUCGCGCCUGCCAGGACGGACCAGCGCGCCGCUGACCCAGACGCCCUGAGCACCUCCGAGGGUCCGCCGGUGCCGGCAGGCACGGACCAUGGCGCUUCCGACCUUCACGGCAUUGGUUCCCUGGAGGGCUUGCAAGUAGUGCGGACAGAAACACCCCACGAAACCGCAGGCCCAGCUGGCACGGGCAUGUUGGAGGGCCCGCCCAGGCCGGAGGGUCCGCCCGUGCCAGCAGGGACGGACCAGGGCGCCGCCGACCCUCACGGCGCUGGCUCCCUGGAGGGCUUGCAAGCAGUGCAGGUAGAGACAGUCCACGGGGCCGCCGACGCAGACGGCCCAGGCCCCGAGAGCCUGCUCGUGCCUGCAGAGACGGAUCCUGGCGCCGCUGACCACGACGCCCUGGGGGCCUCGGAGGGUCCGCCGGUGCCAGCAGGGACGGACCAGGGCGCCGCCGACCCUCACGGCGCUGGCUCCCUGGAGGGCUUGCAAGUAGUUCGGACAGAGACACCCCACGGAGCCGCAGGCCCAGACGGCACGGUCACGCUGGAGGGCCCGUCUGGACCGGCAGGGACAGACCACGGCGCCGCCGACCCAGACGGCCAAGGCUCCGAGGGCCUACCAGCGCCGACAGAGGCAGACCCGGGCGCCGCCGACGCUGACGGACGCAGAAGUUUGGAGGGUCCGCCCGUGCCAGCGGGGAGGGACCAGGGCGCCGACGACCCAGAGGGCUUGCAAGCAGUGCAGGUAGAGACACCCCACGAAGCCGCCGUCUCAGACGGCCCAGGCCCCGAGGGCCCGCCCCGGCCUGCAGAGACAGAUCCUGGCGGCGCUGACCCAGAGCCCCCGGGUAUUUUGGAUGGUCCGCCUGUGCUAGCUGGGACGGACCAGGGCGCCGCCGACCCUCACGGCACUGGCUCCCUGGAGGGCUUGCAAGUUGCACGGGCAGGGACACCCCAUGGAGCCGCCGACCAAGACGGCACGGCCACGCUGGAGGGCCCGCCCCGAUUGGCAGGGGCAGACCACGGUGCCGCCGACCCAGACGGCCCGGGCUCCGAGGGCAUGGCAGCGCCGACAGAGGCGGGCCUUGGCGACACCGACCUGGACGGCCGCAGCAGCUCGAAGGGCCCGCCCGUGCCAGCAGGGACGAACCGGGGCGCCGCCGACCCUCGCGACGCUGGCUCGCUGGAGGGGUUGCACGAGACCCCCCCCGGAGCCGCCGACUUGGACGGCCCGGGCGCGUCGGAGGGCCCGCCUGGACCAGCAGGGACAGCCCACGGUGCCGCCGACCCGGACGGCCAGGGCUCCGAGGGCCUGGCAGCGCAGACAGAGACGGACCCUGGCGCCGCCGUCAUGGACGGCCCCAGCAGUUUGGAGGGACCGGCAGGGACGAAUCAGGACGCCGCCAGCCCGCACGGCAUUGGCUCCCUGGAGGGUUUGCAAGUGGUGCAGGCAGAGACGCUCCCCGAGCCCUGAUUCGGACAGCAGGGGCACGUUGGAGGACCCGCCCGGACCUGCAGGGACAGAUCAGGCCGCCGCCGAAUAUGGGGUCGGGCGGCCUGGACGCCGGCACGGGUGAGGGAAAAAGCGGUGCAUGUAUCAAGGACGCUUCAGGCGAAUUGUUGCCACCCCUUGCCUUCUGGCCAAACUUUGGGCCAGAGUUCGCCCAAUGGAUUGGGCUAUGUGUUGCCCCAGUCUUUGGCUCCCCUGUGAACGUCGCGGUGGGCAGCAGCUUGCCGGUGUGACGAGGCAGCGGUUGAAUUCCCACGGGCCCGAUCCCGAUCCCGAUCGUCCCU